Molecule: messenger RNA, 1976 nt
Organism: Cydia splendana
Lineage: Eukaryota; Metazoa; Arthropoda; Insecta; Lepidoptera; Tortricidae
Exons: 6
Coding region: 247-981 (244 amino acids)
Source: RefSeq, a predicted model, not a curated record
AAGAGGUCGGACGCUCGCCUCGAUCGCUUUCCCACCAAAACAACUUUUCGAUCGGCGAAGGAUAAGAACAUUCGAUUUUGUAUCCUACGAUGAAUACUAUAGAGUUGACUACGUUAGAAUAAUUAAUAACAAUUUAAUAGUCACUGGCGAUUCCCGAAAAAAUUAUGUGAAUGAUUAGUGAACCGUUUAUAUAAAUACUUAAGUGAAUUUUUAGUGAUGUAGUUUUAUUGUUUGGAUAUAUAUUAAAUGCCUGUGUUUCCGCAAGCAGUAAUGUGGUCGCGCAAGCAGUCAGUGUGUAGCGCGGUGAGCGGCGCGUCGAAGGGCGAAGAUGAUCCGCUCAGCGGCGGCCUGCAGCUCUACCCCUUCGCCAUCGCUCUGCGGGUGCGGGUGCUGCAGAUCGUGUGCGGGAUCGGCGGAAUAGUGGUGGGAGCGGUGGGCUGGUUGGAGGAGAGACAGCAGGUCGAGCUCGGGCUUGGUGUACCGGCGGGGGGCAUCACAGUGCUGGCUGCAGCAACUUCAGUGUACUACAGCCGAGGAUUCGGCGGCUGGCCGUCCUCACGGGCAGGCGCGCCGCGCGCGUGGGGCGCUCCGUGGCGCGCGCUGGGCCCGUCACCCUGCGCCGCCGUGCCUCUUACGCUGCUGUGGACGGCAGCUCUAGCAGCCCACAUUGCCAUGCUGGCCUUUUGUAUCAGAUCGCUCUUGAAUAUAGGAUGCGGCAGCAGUACGUGCAUAGGCGUGGCGGGCGCGCAGUUGUCCGUGUCCGUGUCGACGCUAGCGGCUGCUGUCUUUAUGCUGCAGCUCGACCUGCGGUACGACGCGUCGCUGUCCCCGCCGCCGCGCCACUCUGACAUGCAUACCUGCACUGCUGUGUCUAUGGUGCCGCUGACAUCGGUGGCGGUGCACAGCGGGAACAGCGGCGACGCGGACGGCAGCCCACACGAGAAGACCAAAGAAGCCCCUUCGCCGCUGGAACCCACCUGAUGCAGAAGCGCCUAAAGCCAUGACACACGCGAGCUUCUACAACGGAUUUCUUGCUGCAGAUAAAUCGAGUUAAUGUUUCGGUCACAGAAAAACUCGCAGCGCCAUUUCCUAAAGCUCAUGUAGUGUGUGCUGGCUGUAAAUUCUUAAGGGUUGCGCUAGCUCGGGCAAGUCAAUUACUGGGCAAACAAAUAACGUGACCUCAAGAUCCGAAACAACUCUGCGUAAUCAAAGGCCGUUCUUAUACUGGUUGGUCCAAGCAGUCAACUCGCCCGCGCUCGGCGACAGUUGCUGAACAUAAGGCACUUGUCCCACCGCCGACGAUGAGCGAUAAGCGAGUAGAACGAUAAACUAGAAACGAGUGGGCGAGCGGCGAGAAGCGAGUGUUAGCUCCAAUAGUUUUGUCGCUCGGCUAUAGGCGAGUGUUCGAGUGCGACGGGCUAUUACUCGCGUCACUCGCUCGGGCGGUGCAGCGUAGCCGAACACGCAGACUGAUUGGUCUCGCAGCUUGAGUUCUAACUACGAAGCGAGCAUCGCCGAGCGAGUACCGCUGAGCUAGUUUUAUCUUUUCGCGGCAACAAACUAGUAGAGCGAGUGUUCUCGCCAGCAGUGUGAACAGCCAGCGAUGAACUAUUAAUAUAUGUGUCUCUUUUACUAACACAGGAUCCUGAUCUUUUGUUCGUUUCUUGGGCGAGAAAAUCGCCGAUAGUUAAUCGCUUACUCGCUCGUGGUGGGACAAGUGCCUAAAAGCCCCGAAGAACUCUCUAGUCAGUGUGGACUUUCUUGCGUAAACAAAGCUUAUGACUGAGACUUUAUAUAGUCAUUACUAUCAGUUACCAGAAUAAAGUUUUUUUUUGUAUAAAGAGUAUUCUCGAUGUUUUAAAUUAUAUAACAAAUGUAUACAUACCUCUAUUUAGAGCCUUGUGUUUAGAUCAUUAUUGCUGUAAAUAUAAAAUUAAAAUAAACUGUAUUCUUUAGAACGAAUAAUUAUGAAAGAU